UAAGAAAUGCUUGUGGACACCUGCCUUUAGACUGUGGCUUAAAUGUUGAUCUCCUUCGAUUUUAGCAUGGAUUUGAGUCUCUUUGCUAUCUGUGGCCAAUGGAAUCGAUCUUACGUUUUCGAUUAGCCUGAACAAAUUCGCAUCAACGAAAACAUGUUGUGAUGUUAGUAAAUAAUUUGUGGUAGGUGGUGAAAAAAAAUAGUAAUAGCAAAAUAUGGAAGACAAUAAAAAAUGCGCCGACAUUCAGGAUUGCGAAUUCUCUGAGCAAAAAUUCUCAGAAGUGGAGAAUAACCAAGUAAAACGUGAAGCCAAUGAAAUAGAUAACCAUGACAUUAAGAGAUUCAAAAUCGAGCAAGACAUAAAAAUAGGAGAUUUAAAAGCCUAUGCUCAAUCUACAGCGUGUGGUAAUGAUUUUUCAGUGGAUGAGAAAAAAAUUAUUUGGUCGGACGCCGUAUCCAAAAAGAAAAUGCGGAAACUUCUCAAGAUACAGAAGUGGGAGGAAGUAAAAAAGGAGAGGAGGGCACAAGAGAAAGAACGUGCGAAAAGGAGAAGAAUGCUGGCAAGAUUAAAUAAUAUAAGUCUAGGACCAUCACGGAGCUUUCUGAAGAAAUGUACAAUGGCAAAUAGUAAAUGCAAAGUCCGUGUUGUCAUAGACCUGUCAUUUGAUGAUCUGAUGUCCGAUUCGAUCAUUGACACUAUCCACCACGAGGGGAAUGGGCUGGCCGUGGGUGCUUAUAGACCCAGUCCCAUCGCCAGCCUUUGUGCUGAGGCUGUGGGGAACCACCACUCACGAUCUGGCAACAGCUGCUCAUGUUGCGUCAGCCAUGAUAUGAGCAAAUGUGUUAAACAAAUGCUGCAUUGCUACAGUUUAAACAGGAGAGCAGAAAAUCCUAUGCAACUGUACUUCACAAAUUUUAAUGGAAAAGUGGCGCAGGAAAUGGAAAAACACGAUGGCUAUAGAAACUGGGAUAUCUAUUUUCACAGUGACAGUUACACUGAAAUCUUUAAUAAGAGUGAACUAGUAUACCUUACAAGUGAAUCUGAUAACAUAAUUACUGAAUUGGAGGAUGAUAAAGUGUACAUAAUUGGUGGAUUGGUGGACCACAAUGCUCACAAGGGCGUGUGUUACAGAGUGGCUGUGGACCAAAAUAUUAGCCAUGGACAACUUCCUAUUGAAGAGUUCUUGGAAAUGAAGACAAGGAAAGUACUGACAGUCGAUCACGUUUUUGAGAUUCUGCUAGGUGUUAGUAGUGGCAUGAGUUGGAAAGAAGCAUUUUUGAAAGUAUUACCUCCAAGAAAAGGUGCUAAAGAGAAAGAUAUUAAUGAGAUUAACGAUAUUCUCACAGAACCUGACAAAAAUGUUAAAACUGAAGAAGAAAAACAAACUGAUGUGAAAAUACCUAUGGCCACAGAACCUGACAAAAAUAUUAAAACUGAAGGAGAAAACGAAACUGAUGUGAAAAUACCACAUAAAACUGAAACUAUGGUCACAGAAGCUGACAAGAAUGUUAAAACUGAAGGAGAAAACCACACUGAUGUGAAAAUACCUCUUAAAAUUGAAACUCAUGGAGAAGACCAAGAAGAUGUGAGAAAAACUGACACAAAUUUUGAAAUAGAUGGAGAAAAACAAACAGAUGUGAAAAGACCUUGUGAAAAUGUUGAAAUGUAUGGAGAAGAUAAACAGAUGGGGGAAAAAACUGACAAAAAUCUUGAAACAGAUGGAGAAAAGCAAGCAAAAGCAAAGUCUGACAGUGUUACUGUAGAAUAAAAUGUAUGAUCAGAUAAAAAUCGGUGCAUCCAUUUCCUUUAUUGGAGAAGUAACUAAAAUGUGAACUGCAGAAGAAUUUAUGUACUACUUUGUUUACAUUAUGUUAUUAGAAAUUUUCACCUAAUUUGAGCAUAUUGGCUGUGGAAUUUUGAAACAAUCAUAAUCUCUUAUGAUUUAGUGUUGCAAACAAAAGUGUUGGAUCAUAAUGGAUGAACUACUACAAUGUAUCAGAAUGUAAUGGAUGAACCACUUGUUCACAGUGAGCAAAGAAACUAAGAAAAAUAAGAAAUGUGAUGCUUUAUAAGUGUGUGGAAAAAUCUAGACUGCAAUAUGACUGUUGUAAUAGAGAUGGAUCAAUGCUAACCAAUUAGGACAGACACAGUCCUUCCUCAAAGCUAAAACCACACACACACACACACACACACACACACACACACACACACACAAAUAUAUAUAUAUAUAUCUGUGGUGGGGAUCUGAAAAGUGACAUUUUCCAAAUGUUUAGCAUUCUAAAGUAAUUUCUGCUUAGUCAGUUCUACUCUACUAUGUAAUGGGUAUUGAUCUAUUCUCAUACAUGUACCCAUCUACUAUGUAAUGAGUAUUGAUCUAUUCUCAUACAAGUACCCAUAUGUUGCACAUUGACCUCUUUUGUUUGCUAAGCAGUGAUCUAUUCUCAUAAACAGAAUGAGAAGGUGUUAUUUUUUGAGGGCUUCAGAAGGAUUGGAUGUGUAAUAUUACCCAUUCAUCUUGCUUUGUUCUGGGUUAUACAAUUUUUUUUCUGUUACCGGUACUGUUGGAGUCCUUGCUACUCUGUACCAUUUUCUAGGUUACAAUCAUGUACUGCAAUGACUGUGACACUUAACGGACAAGCAGUUUUAAAAUAUCCAGCUGCAAUCAAUAAUGUCAGCCUGUAACUAUGUCUCAGUUUUAUUAUAUAUGACUGUGGAUGGUAUGAUAUAUUACAUCUGCACAUUGUGUACAUACAUGAAAUAUUAAAAGCAUUGUAUUGUGGCAGAAAUUUUUUAUGAGGUGAAAGAUUACAAAGCUUAUGUAUUGUGACAGAAUUUUUUUAUGAGGUGAAAGAUUACAAAGCUUGUGUAUCCAAAUUUUUAGUUGCAACUAAGCAUAUUUAGCAAGUAAUAAAUGAAAGUAUAAUGACUGGUUUACUGA
Messenger RNA from Schistocerca serialis cubense, 2938 nucleotides. RefSeq names its product tRNA methyltransferase 10 homolog A. Gene Ontology annotation, cellular component: nucleus; nucleoplasm. NCBI's taxonomy places the organism in Eukaryota, Metazoa, Arthropoda, Insecta, Orthoptera, Acrididae. Gene Ontology annotation, molecular function: tRNA binding. Bases 215 to 1768 code for a protein of 517 amino acids. The record is from RefSeq and is a predicted model, not a curated record. The transcript has 7 exons. Gene Ontology annotation, biological process: tRNA N1-guanine methylation.